Messenger RNA from Sclerotinia trifoliorum, 1770 nucleotides. Lineage: Eukaryota; Fungi; Ascomycota; Leotiomycetes; Helotiales; Sclerotiniaceae. The record is from the annotation of a GenBank genome assembly.
AAUUAAGGUUUUUGGCAUCGAAUUGAUUAAAGAGUAGUCGUGUCCUGCCAUUUGUACUCAUCCCCCCACAGCGACAUCACCGGUAUCAUCAUAAUCAUAUCAUAUUUUAUUCUCCAUAUUUUGACCCAAUUGUCUCUCCCAAAUACUCAUUUACCGGCCACUUUAUAUAUAUAAGCCUCCUUUCUAGCCUAUAAUCAGCCAAUUAUCCACCGGCAGUACCGUUAUAUAGAGACUACUUUCGAUCAAUCAAAACCUUCAUCAUUGUUAUCCUUCUCCCCAAAAACAUCAACACAACAUGUCCGGGGCAUUAAGCUUGCUUGCGGAGCUCGAAAAGGACACUAAUAAAGCUGCUCCAAGUCGAAAAAAUAGUCAAUCAAAACCAAGAACAGGUAGAUCGGCAGCUAAUUCGCGAUCAUCUUCGGUCCAAUCGUAAGUUUUGAACUAUUUCUCUGCAAUCGUUUCACAUUGGUUGCUAAUUCUUUGAAGACGAGGACCAUCGCAAACGCGAAGUCCCAUAUCAGCUCCAGCACCGCCUCAAAUCCCACCUCAGAAUAUAACUCCCCGGCGAACUACACAAUCAACAAAUGUUACCCCUCGAACAUCAUUUGACCGUGGAACCGAGAGGUCAAGAUCUCAAGGUCCGGAUUCCCGAAGAGUUUCAUUCGCAGAUGCCCCACGACCACAAACCCGAACUUUAAUGAUACCUACGAAAGAAAGUGUGCUAUCAUCCGGAUUCCCGUACAACCCGAAGUUGAACAAAUAUGGUGUCACCGAGCAUGAAUGGUCACAAUUCACCAAAGAAAUAUUGGACACUCUUCCAUCGUCGAAGAGCUUUAGCUGGAGAUGGAAACGUGGGAAAAUCAUUGCGAUUAUCAAAAGAGACCUUCAAUACGAAUCCCCGUUGAAGUCAGCACUCAGACAAUGGAACAAAGGAUUCAGACGCAGAGGUUUCUCGGUGUAUUUGGAAAUCCCAGUCGAGAAGGAUUUGACCGAUGAUGAGGUUUCGGGAGACACAAAAGAGGAAAAGAAACAAGCCAAGAAGGAUGCAAAGAAAUUCCGAUUCUUGAUAGGUGCUGCGAACUCAUCCUCUUCAUCCGUAUAUUCGCGGACAAGUUUGGCGGAAAGUGUUAGUAGAGAAAGUCAUGUCAAGGCUGUAAUAAUAUCACAUGAGGAUGAGGAACAAAUAACUCAAAAGUUCCCACAAGCUGAAGUCGAGGGGACUUCGGAUGGAACGACAGAAGAUGGAAGUAAUGAGGAAGAAUCAUCGGCCGAAAAAGCUGCAGUUAUUUUGCCAUCGACAGAAACUAUAGACAAUGCACCGGAUCCAUUGCCCGUGGCAUGAAUUUUGGAUUCAUCGGAUUGUAAAAUAUGAAGCGGUACUCACGACAUUCAACGAAGAUAAAUGAAAGUGGCUUGGGGUUUAGGAUUUGAAUUCAUCGGUGCUACCGAUUUGGACAUAUUAAUGAACGGGAUUUUUAAGGCUCCACUCAAGGCAUUGGACCAACAGCAUAGCAUGUAUGGACUAGACACUGUCAUUUUUUGUGCAUUGCCUGUUCUUUUAUAGCGGGAUUUGUAUAUUAGAUGGUUAUUUUUACAAACAUCAGCGUUAUGGUUAAUGUCUUCCGUUCAUAAUGGCUCAUAGUUUUCGCUUGUUUAAUGCUCAUUGUGGUUCUUAAUAAUUGUGUAAUGGAAGCCGGGUGGAAGUUGACAGGAACGACAGUCUUUUGACACUAAACCAUGAGGUAUAUGCCCCCGUCGGCGUGCCAGUCU